GUUCAAACAACAUGUAAAAGUGAGUUUUCAUCCAAUGACCCCUUUAAGAGUGAGAAAGUGUGCUUGUUUAUUUGCUGGUGUUUUGAAAGAAUGCGAUUUGAAGCGUAUAUGGUGGUUUUAGUGAAUUUUGAAUGCUAAAUUAACUCCUGUGAAAAAUGUAACGAGAAAUGGGUCCUAGCAGUUGUAUGAAAUGAAAAGCUUGAUGUGUUUUCUCUUGUGACCUGGUUUAUUGUGUACAGUGUACUGCAGGAUUACAGUCAUUGUAUUUUCUAUCUUUAAGGGAGCUGAUCAAAUGUCACAUUUAACAAUCUCACCUUCCCUGGUUAUUUAUCAAGAAAUACUUAUUAGAAAACAAAAUCUAAAGUCUUAGACAAGGCAACAAAAGAAAUCUUUAGAACAAUCUGUUCUUGUAAGACAGGUCUUGUAUAUGGACAACAGUUUCCCAUGUGUGACAGGGGAGGCAGAAAUGGGUGGAGUGCUGAAGGUGAAUGAAGAGAAAUUAGAUCAAAGUUGAUAACACAUGCUGCUGCGAGACGGUCUGGGAGGAGCCCGUCUGCUUAAAAAAGAAAAGGAGAGCACAGAUGAUGUUGUGUAGACACUAACUGUGCUCCUGCAUUUAGUGGUGCUCAAAUAUAGCGGCUUAUUACAGUGUAUGAGAGAGAUUCUCACUAGCACAAUCAUCAGUUCUUAUUUUCUCCUAUUAGACACUCUGUUGAAAAGUCAGAAGAAUGAACAGCAAGGUAUUUGCAGCAUGGGUGGUUCUUGCUACAAGUACACUCAUUUCACUCUCCACUCAGGUUUUUGUGGAUUCAGGCCAGACGUUGGACCAAGCCAUUGUUCAGCCAGUCAACGAUUCAGUUGCUGAUGAUGCUAACCAGAUAUUGGAACAAGCCAUUUUGCCAGGUUCACCAGUCAAGCCAAUCAGAACAGGAUGUAUAACCAAGUGGUUUGACUAUGAUGACCCAAGUGGAAAAGGAGACUAUGAGCUGUUGGCUGACCUUCUCAGGACAUAUCCUGGAGAAAUAUGUCCAAAUCCAAUCAGAAUAGAGGCUCAGACCAUCUCCGGCCAACCAGCAUCUCAAACGGGAAACAUCUUUGAAGUAUAUAAUCCGACAGCUGGAUUUGCUUGUGUUAAUGCAAACCAAGUAAGAAGGAGAUGUCUUGAUUACAAGGUGCGCUUCACCUGUCCUGAGGAAUGGUGCUCAAGAUGUAGGACACGGUGGUUUGACCGAGACGACCCUAGUAGACUAGGAGACAUUGAGACGCUGCUGUUAAUCCUGAUAAAAUACCCACUACAAGUCUGCCCUCAGCCCAUCGCCAUUGAGGUCGCAACCGUUAGUGGGACCACUGUAUUGCCGACCGGAAACAAUUUUUAUAUAUAUGAUGCAGCACAGGGCUUUGCUUGUCUGAAUAAACCACCAAAAGGAUGGUGUCAGGACUACAAAGUCCGUUUCACAUGUCCAAAGAGGUUUUGCCAUCGAAAUUGUUGGUUACUCGGGGCUGAUCGAGUUAAUCCCAGUGGACUCGAAAACAAUGAGACAUUGUCGGAAUCAUACCCACUACAGGUCUGCCCUCAGCUUGUUGCCACCAUUAGUGGGACCCCUGUACCGCAGACUGGAAACAUACAAGUAUCUGAUCCACCAGAGGACAUUGAAUGUGUGACUGAUCAACAGGGUGGAAGGAUCUGUGAGGACUAAAAGGUCCACUACACAUGUUUGUGCAGGAGCCACAACUGCAAACAUGUGUGGCGACAAAUAUUACACUUUUGUGAAACAAAGCUUUCAGUUUAAGCUUACAUAACUGUGUUAGAUUAAAUGAAAAAAAAAUAAAAUAAAAAAUAAAAAAACUACAAUAAACAUUUGCUUGUAUUACCCGUCCUAGCCUCAGUUUAUGUUAUGGUUGUGUUGUAAAAUGCUUGUAAGAACAUUCAUUUCCUUAAAAUAUUGUGACUGUUCAAGAUGCUUGAAAUAUUCAAAGAAAAUUCUAAAUAAUUUAAUUAAUUUCCGACAGCAUUUUCUUUUCCUUUUACUUCUGUUUAAUGCAUAGAAAGCCGUGUUUAUAAGCAGUGGUAAACAAGUAAACUUUGUUGCGGCUGUUCCAUAAGCGCCACCUGCUGUCCAAGAGUGGAUUCACAUUUUCUCUACAUGCAUGUAGCAUGUUUUUGGAAUGUUUUUUAAAAGCAGUGGUUGCCUCUAAUUUCGAAUGGCUACAGAUAUA
Messenger RNA from Labeo rohita (rohu), 2217 nucleotides. RefSeq lists its product as uncharacterized. The record is from RefSeq and is a predicted model, not a curated record. The transcript is spliced from 12 exons. Lineage: Eukaryota; Metazoa; Chordata; Actinopteri; Cypriniformes; Cyprinidae. Bases 729 to 1697 code for a protein of 322 amino acids.